AAGGUUGAAAUCCAUGCCAAUUUGAAGAGACAGAGAGAGACACAAAAUCCAGUAUUGAGGAAACCAAUCUAAUUGAUUCGUUAUGUAUAGCUUAUUAGCUAGCCUAGCCUAGCUAGGGUUAGCUAGCAAAAGUGGAUUAACAUGACAUCAUUCGUUUCUGUAUGAUUACGUGAGAUAUUACUUUACUACCCGCUUUAAUUUGUUCCUUCCCUCCACUAACUUAAUUUAGCGGCCACCCACACGUGCGGUGCACCGUGCACACACAUACACGCCACCCCCAUUGAUGAGCAGCUAAUAAUCAACUUUUCUUUUCUUUUCCCCCCCGGCCGGUUGCUUCUGAAUUCUGAUUCUCUCGUCUCGGGUGACGACGCUAGCUGCAUCAUGCAAUUGCAUGCAUAGCCUGCUGCGCGCUCUUGCUUGCUUUUCUCAACAAUCAAGAUAGAAAGAAAGGAAUUCCCCUCCCCCUCCUCCAAAAAGAGUGCUUUAUUUACCAGCUAGCAAAAUCCCCGCCCUAGAAAGCUUCAGCUUUCAAGCUUAUAUAUAAUACUAAGUACAAGGAAUGGAAUGGAUAUCAUUUUGCUUGGAUUUCAUUUGUUGAUGAGUGGUCAGUACGUGGCACUGGGUAUGGGUUACUAGGCAGCAUUUAUAUACCCUAAUGUGGGAGGCCGGUAGCAGAGCAGAGGUCAGGGAGCUGCAGCAGGUAGGGAAAUUUCAAAAGCAACCAGAGCAGUUGGACCUAUACUAUACUAUACUGUAUGGUAAUUAUAAGGCGAGUAUGUAUGUAAACGGUAGGGAUGGCAAUAUGUCGGGUCGGGUUGGGGGCGGAUAGUGAAUAUCUGUUACCCUAUCCAAAGUAGUUCGGGUUUUACCCAUAUCCAUAUACGCGCACGUAAGAAACGACAAGGAAAUCAAAACCAUGCCCCAUACCCGUUCGGGUUUCGGGUAUCCACGAUUAUCCUCCAUGGGUAAUAAUUUCCCUUUAUAACUUCAACCAAUAUGCUAGCUAACACUACCACGUAAUUUCACAUUACGAAAGAGGAAAAAGUACGACAAUAAUUCACUAGAAUGAAUAAAAUUAACUAAAACAACACAAUCUCAUGAAAACACUGUAUUUAUAUGCUUAUUACAUAAUAUGUUACGAAAAAAGGAUUAUUUCUAGACAAAAAUACAUAUGCAUGUGUUUAAUCCAUGGAUUACGAAACCGUACCGGACAUCAAACCGGAAUCGUUUUUGGCAUGGUAAAUCGUGGUACAACCAUGGUUCAACCGUUUCCUACCGGUAAAUACCGUUUUUGGAUUAAAAAAAUUAUUUUUCUGUUAAAAAACCGUACCGACAAAAUUAGGGUACCAUACCGGGAAAAUACCGGAAUAAUACCGGAUUAUACCGCCUAAUUUCCCCACUAAUUUCACCCCAAAACCCAUCCAUAUUCACUCUUCCCAUAAGAGACCCAACUCUAUCUAGCAUCAACUAUCCGAUUGAAACAAGAUCCCCGAAAUCUGAAACCCUAGCCGCCGAAUUUCAAUCUCUAGAUUUUGCUACCGACACUCUUCUUCCUAAUUCUCUUGUCUUCUUCUUCUUCUUCUUCUUCUUCCGUUCGCCUGUUGUAAGCUGCGAUGGCGAAGAAGCGAAAGCUUGACGCUUCGAAAGGCGCUGCAUCGUCGUGGCCGCCCAAGAAACAACAGCAGCAGCAACAACAGCUGCAGCUGCAGAAGCUGCAAGAAGAAGAGGAGAAGAAGGUUAAGGUAAAAGAAGAGGAGGAGGAGGUGGAAGAAGUGGAGGAGGAGGUGGAGGAAGAGGAAGAAGAAGUGGAAGAGGAGGAGGACGGCGGCGAAGAAGCGAACGAAGGGGAUAAGCAUAUCGGUUCUUCUUCUGCGGCGGCGUCGGCUCCGGAUGACGACGACGACGAGGAGCCGAUUGAGAAGCUUCUCGAACCGUUCAGUAAGGAUCAGCUCGCUAAUUUGCUCCGCGAUGCUGCGGAGAUCCACCGCGAUGUGGCGGAUCGCAUCCGGAGGAUAGCCGAUGAGGAUCCUGUUCACCGCAAGAUCUUUGUUCACGGGCUAGGCUGGGGACGCCGCUGUCGCCGGUGGUGAGAAAAUGGAAGCUAGUUUGAGAGGCAGAGCGGCGCGGGGGAGACGAGAGGAGAGUGUAGAGAGAAGGAAGAGCUCAGCAGCCGAAGGUAGGGUUUAGUGUAGUCUCUGCUUCUCUUCCAAUUUUUUUUUUUUUUUAGCUUGGUCAAAGACGGCGCCGUUUGGAUUAAAUUAAGGGGACCGCCGGUUUUAAUAAAACCGGCCGAAAUUUCGGCCCAUUGCGGUCCAACCGUAAAAACCGCCCGGCAGGCUCUUGGAUGGUACACAGCCCCUAUUGUGCCGGGUCAGGUCCGGUUUCUGGUUUUUCCGGUCCGGCCGGCCGGUCCAGUACGAUAUCCUGGUCCUUGGUUUAAUUGGGCCGGUUCGGGUUGGAUAGUGAGAAAACCAUACUCACCCAUUGCCCACAAUUUUCUGGUUCGGGGGCAUUGCCAUUAGAUAGAUUUUGUGAUGUAAGAGAAAAGGCCGUGGUGGUGGAGAUAGAACAAGUAGAAGGGAGUGGAGAGGAGAGGAGGAGUGAAUAUAGGUAGGGCAGCAGAGGGAGGACCUAAAACGUAUAUUAUGCUCACACACGCACGGCAACCAUAUAUGAUAUAUCCCUUUUAUUUUAUUUUAUAUUAUAUUUCACCUCCCUUCCUUUCUCUGCAGCAGCAUUAAUUACAACCCCGGCCAUCUCCUCUCUCUCUGUCUCUCUGUUUCCCAUGCAAAAGGCUGGCUAAGAGUAAGUAAGAAAGAGCUCAAUUUUGGGAGAAAAUAAAAGUGAAUUAGUUUUCCAUAUAUAUUUUGAUUUUGGAGCAAGCUAGCUAGUGUCUGUCUGGCCAUUUCUUUGUUACCGGAUUAGGAAUGGAAUGGUUUUCAGGUGCAAUCCUCUGUUCCCUUCUUUCUUACCUUUUUUUUUUUUUUUAAAAAAAAACUUUCUUUCUUUCUCUCCCUUUCUCCCUCCCACACUGUGUCUGUGUGAUCACUUCAUCACAUGAUGUAUUUGAUAUUUCAAUGCCUCUUUCCUUCCAUUUUACUUUCAUUCUUUGUAUGUUUUUUUCACCCUAACUUGUGUUAUUCAUUAAUGGAGUCUACGAAAUAGGUUCAGCAUGCAUGUCAUACUAAUUCAACAACCAAAAGAUAUAUGUGUUGUCAUCCUAACUAGUUAGCCAAUACGCUCCAUAGUCACAUUCACAAUAAUAAGAUGCGUAGUUUCAA
Molecule: messenger RNA, 3281 nt
Organism: Linum trigynum
Lineage: Eukaryota; Viridiplantae; Streptophyta; Magnoliopsida; Malpighiales; Linaceae
Source: the annotation of a GenBank genome assembly